AUGAAUGUUGUUCAAAAAUUAUAUUCGAUCGGCUGCGCCCAUAUCGCAUUCUAUCCACCAAAUGAGGCAUUUCUUCUUUAUCACGGACACCAAAAUACAAAUUUUACAUCAGUAUUUGUCCAAGACGGAUGUCCUGACAGCAGAAACUUGAAAGCGACGGUCUAUUCAGCGGACCAAUUCGAUUCUCGUCGAAUAUUCGAAGAAGUUCCGUUGCAUUGUGCAGCCAGAGUUCGAAUUAUCACCGAAAAAGUCGAUCUAGAAAGGCCUUAUGUGGAUGUGCUCGGUGUUCUCGAUGAGCAUCUCGCGAGUCACGUCUCGAAUGUUUGUAUUCAUGUUCAAAUAACGUCUUCGACGUCAGCGAAUGAGCUCGGCAAAUGUGUGCUCAACUCGAGAGAAGAGACGAAAACGAAUUGUGUGGUCCGUGUGCCUGUGCCAUUCUCGUGGUUCCCCGAUACGGCGAACAAGACAAAUGUUCUCUCGGUUUCUUACACAGUAUCUGAGAAAUGCGAUCAACGAUUUCACGAUCUUCCCCAGCAUCUCAUCGAGGUCUCGUCACGAGUGCCAAAACAGAAUGUGCAAAUUCUGGCGAAUUCGUCCGAAGAGCACAUUCAAGUCGCCGUUCGGAGCACGGCGAAUCAGUCGUUCUCGCAGAACUCUGUCCAAUCACUAUUCGUUCAUGUCGAUGGCUCGAAUAUCACGAAUCCGAUCGAAAUCCGAUUGUGGAUUGACUCGAGAGUCACCAUCGAAUCCGUGUAUCCGACAUCUCCGAACUGGACAAUUCGAGUCAGCUCGGCGAGUCGUCCGCUCUUUUACACGUCACUGUUUUGCACGCCCAAACAAUAUAUGACAAGCUUCAAUGCGAAUAUAAUUGCUCUUCUCAUCAAAAUGACAUCGGCUUCGGAAAUCAUCAAAGACGAUGUGAUUCUGCACUGGCAUGUUCUGUUCGCAAUGUCGGCUGACGACGUUGAUGAGAAGAAGCACAAAGUGGCCACCAAAUUUGGAGUUGUGCACGAUGAAAUCGCAGCAGUCGUUGUUGUGCCAAAACGAACAGAAUUAAUGAACAUUGCUGUGAUUUCUGGCCAACAAGUGAUGGCUUUAAUGCGCAUUUUCACCGUUUCGAUUGGAGCCAAAGCCGAAGACGUGACGGCUUCUUCUCAUUGCAUAUCAUCGGAUGCGAAGAUUCUGAAAACGAGUCCCACUUGCACAUCGGUAUACGUGGAUGGAUCGGAAACAAGUGGAUCUGCAGAAGUGCUCAUCUAUGCACAUUUCCAAAGAUAUACAACAUCAUUCCCAUUCCGAAUAUGGUAUCCGAGACUUCCUCUGACGGUGCGCGUGCUGGCGUCUUUGUCGAUAUUCGACGAGAAAACUGAAGAGCAAUUGUACUUGUCGUCGCACAAAAAAAUUCUCUUCGACGUCACUAAUGUUGUCCACAACACAUUACAAGUGGUGAAUCGAACCGUCGCAACGAUCAGAUUCAUCGAUGGACAAGCACAACUAAUCGGCGAAAAUAUUGGAACAACUCGCGUGCUAAUUCGAAAUGUCAAACUGGCGAAUGAUUUGGCAUCGGAAAGCAUUCUUGUGCAUUCCGAUGAGGUCGCCAUCAGCGGAUUGUCGGCCCGACCGAUAUGUCGCCUUCACAUCAGGAUUCUUCCGAUUCUCUUCAGUCCGGCGUUCUUCAAAAUCGAGACGACGUUUUCGACGAUCAUCACCCGAUUGUAUCAGCAGUGCUCAGUCGACUGCACAGUGAGCUAUUCGGAUGGCAAUUGGGAGACGCUGGCUCAUAUCGAUUCCGAAUAUUUCAACGUGGCCGCCCAUUCACACGAUGAUCGAUCGCUGGCGGUUUCGCAUCAUUCCGCCAAUAUCCAUGCCAUUGCGAUUGAUGAUCGACGUCCUCUUCCGUCGAUCGAAAUCUCAUUGAAUCCAUCUGCGCAAUGCUCGUCUGCUGUGAAUCUGAUGGCUCCGUUGGCUGCAACUAUUCUAACAGUUCCGAUUCACGUGAACUCGUCAAAAUCUGUCAUUGUCGAAAUUGAAUCGUCGACAUUCUCGAUUGAAUCCGAUGUGAAUGAAUCGCUGCCCGCUGUUCCGAUGCACUUGUUUCUUCUCACCAUCCUCGCGCUCAUUUUCAUUUUCAUUUUAAUAACCAUUAUUCGCAGAUCUGCCGCCUUUAAAGGAUACGAGCAACUGGUUGCUCCACUGCUUUCUCGUCUUUCAUCAUCCAGCUCAUCGACUCGUCACGAAGACACAAACGAGUGGGUGUGGCUGAGUCAACCCCAAAUGCCGUCGUCGACACUCAGUUCGGAUUAUUCCGACAAAUCCACCUCCUACAAGCGUCAGUCGUCGAGUUUCGACGACCCGACGCGUGCGAGUAUCUCCUAUCAUGGGUCCGAGAUAUCGGUCUUCCUUGCGCCGUCUUCGGCUAACGUAAUGGUGAACCAACAUCGAUCGAGGCAUGCUCUUGUUGAUUCGAAUUCCGAUCAUAAUCUUGCAAGAGUCAUGCCAAAAGACGACAAAUGGCAAGGUGAUCAAUACCGUACAUGGACAUGGAAAAAGCGUGAUCGAUUGUCAGCUCCUAUUCGCGAGAGUGUUGCUUAA
Molecule: messenger RNA, 2592 nt
Organism: Caenorhabditis bovis
Lineage: Eukaryota; Metazoa; Nematoda; Chromadorea; Rhabditida; Rhabditidae
Source: the annotation of a GenBank genome assembly